Molecule: messenger RNA, 1397 nt
Organism: Manihot esculenta (cassava)
Lineage: Eukaryota; Viridiplantae; Streptophyta; Magnoliopsida; Malpighiales; Euphorbiaceae
Product: peroxisome biogenesis protein 2
Exons: 8
Coding region: 170-1186 (338 amino acids)
Biological process (GO): protein import into peroxisome matrix
Cellular component (GO): peroxisomal membrane
Molecular function (GO): zinc ion binding
Source: RefSeq, a predicted model, not a curated record
GUUUCAGGGUCUUUACAUUUACAAAGCUAGACUAAGUCCCUAACUGCAUAUGUGAAUAGUGCUGUGCUUAGCUGAGCACAGCAUCGUUCCUGUCUUUCUAUCUCUCUCUGCUUCCAGCCCUAGCAAUCCCAGAUUCCUAUCAUCCUCAAUCAAUUGCAGCUUCUUCAAAAUGACUACUCCCAAUACUUCGCCUCCACCAGAAGAUGCAUGGCUUCUUGCUUACCAAAAGUUGCUUCCUCAUUGGCGAUCUCUCGCCCUUUCAUCUCACCAGUCAAAAUUACCAAUUUCAAUAUCUAGAGUUAAUCAAUUUGAUGCUGCAAGAUUAGACAUUGAAAUGUCAGCAAUGUUAAAAGAGCAAUUGGUCAAGGUUUUCUCUCUAAUGAAGCCAGGAAUGUUAUUUCAAUAUGAGCCAGAACUUGAUGCUUUCCUUGAGUUUCUUAUUUGGAGGUUCUCUAUUUGGGUAGAUAAGCCUACUCCAGGAAAUGCUCUUAUGAAUCUGAGGUAUAGAGAUGAUCGUGCUGUGGAACCAAGAGAAAAAGUGAGAACAGGUUUGGAAGGACCUGGACUUACUAUAGCUCAGAAAGUUUGGUAUUGCAUUGCCACUGUUGGUGGUCAAUAUAUUUGGGCUCGCUUACAGACGUUCUCUGCUUUUCGUAGAUGGGGGGAUUCUGAACAGAGGCCACUAGCACGGCGAGCAUGGAUUUUGAUACAGCGUAUCGAGGGACUUUAUAAGGCUGCUUCAUUUGGCAACCUACUCAUAUUUCUAUACACAGGAAGGUUUAGGAACCUUGUUGAAAGAGUCUUAAGAGCAAGGCUUGUCUAUGGAAACCCUAAUAUGAACCGAGCCGUUAGCUUUGAGUACAUGAAUCGCCAGUUAGUGUGGAAUGAAUUUUCGGAGAUGCUGUUGUUGCUUCUUCCUCUUCUUAACUCAUCGUCCGUAAAAAACUUACUUGGUCCAUUUUCAAAGGACAAAUCCUCUAGUUCCACAGGAGCUGAUGGUACUUGUCCUGUCUGUCAGGCGAUUCCAACCAUUCCAUUCCUUGCUCUGCCGUGUCAACACAGGUACUGCUACUACUGCCUUAGAACACGAUGUGCUGCAUCUCCAUCAUUCCGGUGUCCUAGUUGCAGUGAACCAGUGGUUGCUAUGCAGCGUCAUGGUUUUUCUGCCAGUGAUGCUCCUGAUUAAGUAUUGAUAGUGCGCAGUAGGAAAAUCAAUUUAAAGUACUGUGAAAGAAAUAGAGUGCUAGAAUUAGCCGUAUAAUUUAAUGAAGAGAGAUUUUUUUUUUCUCUCCCUUUUCUUUCUUUUGUAGAAGCAAUUGUUCCCCAAUUGAGUUGGGAAUCAUUCUUUGUCAUCAUUGUACAAUUAAUAAAUUAUUUUCUCCAUUCAUAAAUUCCUC